AUGCCAGAACUACACAGCCCGCUCCAGAGUCUGUCAAAUUUCCGCGACGUGGGCCAGUUUUGCAACGACAGCAUUGGCACAAGUAACCUCAAAACCGGCUUGCUGUUUCGAAGCGCGCGACCUGACGAGGCUUCUUACCAGGAUAGGCAAAGACUUGUCAAGGAAUUCAAUGUCAAAUCAAUCAUUGACCUGCGUACAAAAACGGAGCACAUUGAACAGGCGCAGAAGCAUGGGGCGAGGAUCAAAGCGUCGGCUGCCGUACCCCAGAGCAACACCGAGGUGACAGAACCACUCGAGAUACCCGGCAUCACCUAUCACCAAAUCAACUUCAAUGGCUCGGCCUUUUCACGCAUGCUUGUUUCCAAGUUGACCUGGAUGGAGUUCUUUAGGCUGAUUGGACUCAUGGCCUUUGGCUAUCGCACAGAUGCCAUCAAAAUCCUCGCUCCUCAUAUGGAGGAAAUGGGGCUUGUUGGCCUAGCUACGCAAUCCUUGGACGUUUGCACACACGAAGUCGCACAAGUUUUCAAUGUACUUGCCAAGGACGAGAGCUGGCCACUGCUAGUGCAUUGUACUCAGGGAAAGGACCGAACGGGCCUUGUGGUGAUGCUCAUUCUUCUGCUCUUGAAAACCGACUUGGGCACUGUCGACAAAGACUACCAGCUGUCCGAGUCAGAGCUGGCAUCUGAGAUGGAGGAGCGAUUGCGGGAGAUAAGGUCCAUUGGCUUGUCCAGACAAUUUGCCCUAUGUCCCCCAGACUUGGUACCGAAAGUGAAUGCUCAUAUAUUGGAGAGAUAUGGCAGUGUCGAGCAGUACCUGGAGAAAGCCGGCGUGAGCAAGGAGCAGAUGGACUUUGUCAAGAAGAAGCUAUUGGUAGAGGUGUCCUGA
Molecule: messenger RNA, 885 nt
Organism: Bipolaris zeicola 26-R-13
Lineage: Eukaryota; Fungi; Ascomycota; Dothideomycetes; Pleosporales; Pleosporaceae
Exons: 4
Coding region: 1-885 (294 amino acids)
Biological process (GO): dephosphorylation
Molecular function (GO): phosphoprotein phosphatase activity
Source: RefSeq, a predicted model, not a curated record